This is a messenger RNA of Selaginella moellendorffii, 1065 nucleotides long. RefSeq lists its product as uncharacterized. The transcript has a single exon. The record is from RefSeq and is a predicted model, not a curated record. NCBI's taxonomy places the organism in Eukaryota, Viridiplantae, Streptophyta, Lycopodiopsida, Selaginellales, Selaginellaceae. The coding region runs from base 1 to 1065 and encodes 354 amino acids.
AUGGAUUCACACCCGGAGAGAUGGUUCCGCGGUCAGGAACAGUUCGUUCUCCAGAUCAACUUCACGUCCAGCGGCGAGCAUCACCGCUCAAGGCCACUCCCAGUUUGCACAAGCAACGACUUGAAAUCGUCAGCACCAACAAAGUGGUGGGGGCAAUGGACGAGAUCACUGACUUCAAACGAGAACUCCUGCGAACUAGACCACGAUGGACGAUACCUCUGCCUGGACGGCGACGAGAAGUACUGCGAGACAACGUCCUCACGCUGCACAGGAACUCUGGCAAGCCUGGAAAGCAAUGGAUGGGUCUACUCGACUGGAACCUGCGAGUUCCAUCUCUGGAACCCGUCUGAGGCGUGGCAGUGCUUGGACGGGAAGAAGAUCUUCUUCUGGGGGGACUCAAACCAUCAGGACACCAUUCGCAACCUCAUGAACUUCGUGCUGGGAUUUCACCAGGGCCUGCUUCCACGGACUUUCAGCACCACUGUCGCCAAUCCUUCCAAUUCUUCGCAGAAGAUGGAAGUCGUGAGCGUUUUCAAUGGCCACCCGGAUCCAUCGAGAGACGACCGCGGUCUAGAAUCACUCUACGAACAGCAGUAUCGCGAGUUUGUGGAGGACGAGUUCUUCCGCGAUGGGUCUCCCGACGCGGUCAUCCUCAACUCGGGCCUCCACGACGGGAUUCGAUGGAACAGCGCGGCGGAAUUCGCCGCCGCCGCCGACUACGCCACGGCCUUCUGGAAGGAGCUCGUCAACGGCACAGGCACGAGAGUGAUCUUCCGCUCCACCGUCACGCCCGCAGGCGCAUCGAGAGGAAUGCAAUCCAACCCCGCCAAGAUGGAAGCCUUCAAUGCGAUACUCGGGGAGAAGAUCCGGCGCGCCAUGGAUCAUGCGAGAUUUGUGGAUGCCUACGACAUGACCUUUCCCUGGCACUACGAUCACUGCUGCAGCGAUGGAGGGCACUAUGGGCGGCCGCCAUCGCUCACGUCCUGGCAUGGCGGCAUCGGCCAUCGCUACUUCGUCGAUCUAAUGCUCGUCCACAUCCUCCUCACGGCUGUUUGCCCCAGUUAG